GAUCAGCAUGCCAGGACUAUGCUUCAGAGGUCGGGCUCUGGUACCUCUUUGAAUAGUCCUCCAGAUUUGUUAUUAUCAAUGCCUCUGCAUAAGGCAAAUAUUCAAAUGCAGAGUGUAAAUAUAUUGGACCCAAACAUGCCAAUUGAAGAUGGAUUCCAUAUCAUUACCAAGGUAUUGUCAGCGCCAUUAUUCGACAAGGAUAGGAAUCAGUUCAUAGGUAUACUUGAUAUUCGCCACUUCCUUGGCUAUAUCUUGUAUAAACUACCAUUGCCACCCUCUGGAAUGAAGGAGAAGCAAGUCUAUCUUCGAGACUUGGAUCGUAGUCAAUACACUAUCUUGGAUAGAAAUUCAACAAUAUCCGAGUUGCUCAAGUACUUCAACACUGGUCUUCACUCUGCCUUUGUCCUCAAUGAGAUGAAGCAGAUUGAGGUCAUCACUCAAAUAUCAUUCGCCAAAUGGAUAAAGGAUAAUAUUGAGAGACUGGGAUCAAUCAAGGAGCAGCCAAUCAAGGAUAUCUUCAAGGGAGAACAACAUCAUAACUUUGCAAAGGUGCACUCCAUCGAGAACUCAAAGUCAGUAGUUGAAGCUUUGAAGGAGUUGUAUACCAAGAACAUAUAUGGUAUGCCUGUUGUUGACAAGGACCAUAGGAUUGUCGGCAACUUCUCAAUCAUUGAUAUCAAGGAGGCCAAUGACAACCUUGACAUGUUGAUACUGCCGCUGAAGGACUACUUUGGAGAACGUCCCAUAUUCUCAUGUUCUCAAGACGGCAAACUGGCGGAGUUGCUCGACAUGUUUGUCCAAAAGAAGAUCCAUCGUGUCUAUUUGACAGAGAAGGGACAGCCAGUCGGCAUUGUGACCAUCACCGAUGUGAUCGACAUGCUCUAUCUCAACCUAACCUACAGAGCAACAGGUGUUGAG
Acytostelium subglobosum LB1 is the source of this 918-nucleotide messenger RNA. RefSeq lists its product as hypothetical. The transcript is spliced from 2 exons. NCBI's taxonomy places the organism in Eukaryota, Evosea, Eumycetozoa, Acytosteliales, Acytosteliaceae. The record is from RefSeq and is a predicted model, not a curated record. The annotation marks the transcript as partial.